GCAUAGGGAUCCAUCAGGUUGCGGCAUAGAAAUAAACAAAAUUUUGUAUUUAGAACAUUUUUUUAUAAAUUUUUUUCGAAAAUAAGUUUACGAAAAAUUCAACAAAAUAAAUAAAAAUGGACACAGAUAGUGAUAAUGAGAAUGAAAACGAAAAUGAAGUGAAUUUAACUGGAUUUUUGUUUGGUAACAUCGAUUCAGCGGGUAGACUUGAGGCCGAUUUAUUUGACAAUGAAUCAAAGAAGCAAUUAUCGUCGUUGGCAAGGUUGGGCAUUGGCAAUUUGCUGGAAGUUAUGCACGAAGAAGAGUUGGAUAGUAGAGAAGAGGAUGGACAUGCCGAAAAAGAUAACGAUGAUUACGAAGACAAAAAGUCUGAUACAGCCGAAGAUUUUAGUGAUAUAACUGAAUUAGCGGAAGAUUUACAAACUGCCAUGCAGCCAAGUGUGAUGCCAACUGCAAGUGGAGAUGAUUACGAUGACAUUGAAGCAGCCAUUCCGGCGACGACGGUUAGACUGGACAGUUCGAAUCGUGUUGUUACACAGUCAAAAGAACCCGAAACCAUUUCCAAAGAUAAUGAUAAAGAAUUAAUGCCACCACCGAGCCUUCCGAUCAAAAGCCAAAUCAGUCACGAUUCGUCAAAAUCAGAGAAUAGUGGAACAGGUGACGAAGGAAAGAAUAUUGAUCGAAAAUUGGAAACACCACUCGCUGCGAUGCUACCAUCAAAAUACGCCAAUGUCGAUGUUCGUGAAUUGUUUCCCGAUUUCCGUCCGGACAAAGUUUUGAGAUUUUCACGCCUAUUUGGCCCUGGAAAACCGACUAGUUUACCACAAAUUUGGCGUAGCGUUCGCAAAAAGAGACGAAAACGAAAACAAUCAAAGGAGGUUCGGAAUCAAAAAGAUGGUUCCGACUCAACCAGUGAAACGGAUGAGAAAAAUGAAAGAAGAAAUAUGGGCUUUUUAACAUUAUGCUAUGGUCCUGAACCAACGCCAGCUCAAAUUGCUGUCGAUGAUGAAUAUCUAUUGAUGCGUGAAAUAUCCGACGAAUCACACGAAAAAACACCCGAUAAUAACGAAAACGGUGAUGCCAAGCCAAAAGUUGCCGAUUGGCGAUAUGGGCCGGCGCAAGUAUGGUACGACAUGCUUGAUGUUCCUCCAUCCGGAGAGGGAUUUAACUAUGGUUUCAAAGUGAAAGACAACAAAGUUGUUGAACAACAACCGGAAAAGGAAGCGAUCACAGAGGAUCCAAUUCCGGACGAUGCAUAUUUAAUGGUUUCACAAUUGCAUUGGGAAGACGAUGUUGUAUGGGAUGGUAAUGAUAUAAAACAUAAAGUGCUACAAAAAUUGCAUUCAAAAACAAAUGCUGCAGGUUGGUUACCAUCGAGUGGAUCACGAACGGCUGGCGCAUUUAGUCAACCGGGUCAUGGCAAAGGACCGAAUGCAACAAGUGGCACGGCGACUACAUCAAAAAUGACAAAUACACCGUCCAACUCGAAAUUAUCGAAAAGCCAGGCGCUACUUCAAAAACUUGAAGAAACUGACGACACAUGGUACAGUAUAUUUCCGGUUGAAAACGAAGAACUCAUUUACAGUCGAUGGGAAGAUGAAGUUAUUUGGGAUGUUGAUGCAAUGCCAAAAGUACCCAAACCGAAAAUGCUUUCACUAGAUCCAAACGAUGAAAACAUCAUUUUGGGCAUACCCGAUGAUAUCGAUCCAUCGAAAAUUGUUAAAAAUACAAGACCACCACCAAAAGUGAAAAUACCACAUCCACACGUUAAGAAAUCAAAGAUUUUACUCGGCAAAGCUGGUGUUAUCAACGUUUUGGCGGAAGAUACACCACCUCCACCACCAAAAUCACCCGAUCGAGAUCCAUUCAAUAUUUCGAAUGAUACAUUCUAUAUGGCCAAAUCGUCGGAAAGUACGAUGCGAAUGAAGGUUGGUGGAGGUAAUUUAAUUCAACAUUCAACACCAGUUGUUGAACUACGUGCACCAUUCAUUCCAACGCACAUGGGACCAAUCAAAUUGCGUGCAUUCCAUCGGCCGCCAAUGAAAAAAUAUUCACACGGACCAUUGCAUGGAACUGCACCGCAUGGUGUUCAACCACUUCUCAAACAUAUCAAAAAGAAGGCGAAGCAAAGAGAAUUGGAGCGAAUUGCGUCUGGAGGUGGUGACGUAUUUUUCAUGAGAAAUCCAGAAGAUUUAUCGGGUAAAGAUGGUGAAUUGAUUUUAGUGGAAUUCACCGAGGAACAUCCGCCGCUUAUGAAUCAAGUCGGUAUGUGUUCGAAGAUAAAGAAUUACUAUAAAAGAAAGGCUGAAAAGGAUUCAUGUCCGCCGGAAUAUCGUUAUGGUGAAAUUGCGUACGCGCACACAAGUCCAUUUUUGGGUAUUUUACAACCAGGAAAAUGUAUACAAACACUCGAGAAUAAUAUGUAUCGUGCACCAAUUUAUCCACACAGUGUCUCACCGACUGAUUUCUUACUCAUUCGAACAAGAAACGAAUAUUUUAUUCGUGAGAUUGAUGCACUAUUCACCGUAGCCCAAGAGUGUCCAUUGUACGAAGUGCCUGGUCCAAAUUCGAAGCGUGCAAAUAAUUUUGUUCGUGAUUUCUUGCAAGUGUUUAUCUAUCGAUUGUUUUGGAAAAGUAAAGAUCAACCGCGUCGUAUUCGAAUGGAUGACAUUAAACGAGCUUUUCCGGGUCAUUCAGAAAGUAGUAUACGUAAGCGUUUGAAACAGUGUGCCGAUUUCAAGCGUACCGGUAUGGAUUCGAAUUGGUGGGUCAUUAAACCAGAAUUUCGUUUACCAUCCGAAGAAGAAAUUCGAGCUAUGGUCUCGCCAGAACAAUGUUGUGCAUACUUUAGUAUGAUUGCUGCCGAACAGCGUCUAAAAGAUGCCGGUUACGGUGAGAAAUUUAUUUUCGCACAACAAGAUGAUGACGAUGAAGAGCAACAAUUAAAAAUGGACGACGAAGUAAAAGUUGCACCGUGGAAUACAACACGAGCCUAUAUUCAAGCAAUGCGUGGCAAAUGUUUGUUGCAAUUGACCGGACCAGCCGAUCCGACUGGUAUGGGUGAAGGUUUCUCAUAUGUUCGAAUUCCAAAUAAGCCAACGCAAACAAAAGAAGAAAUUGAAUCACAACCAAAGCGCACAGUCACCGGUACCGAUGCCGAUUUGCGACGUCUUUCAUUAAAUAAUGCAAAAGAAAUUCUCCGAAAAUACGAUGUACCCGAAGAAGAAAUUAAAAAAUUAUCACGUUGGGAGGUGAUCGAUGUGGUGCGUACAUUGUCAACGGAAAAAUCAAAAGCCGGCGAAGAAGGAAUGGACAAAUUUUCCCGUGGAAAUCGUUUUUCAAUUGCCGAACAUCAAGAGCGUUAUAAAGAAGAGUGUCAACGUAUUUUCGAUUUGCAAAACAAAGUUUUGGCCAGCAGUGAAGUGUUGUCAACGGACGAAGGUGAAUCGAGCGUAUCGGAAGAGUCGGAUAUUGAAGAAUUGGGUAAAAAUUUGGAAAAUAUGCUUGCCAAUAAAAAGACAUCGGUACAAUUGUCAAUGGAACGUGAAGAACAAGAACGACAAGAAUUGCUGAAGAAAAUUAUGGAAGAGCGAGAAGCGGCACCAAAAGAUUCAAAGAAAAAAGAAGAAACAUCACCAAUUGCGCCACACUUGCAACCCGGUCGUAUUUUGAAAAUUACAAGAACAUUCAAAAAUACGGAAGGCAAAGAGUUUACACGAGUGGAAAUCGUUCGAAGGCCACAAGUGAUAGAUGCAUAUGUGCGAAUUCGACAGUCAAAAGACGAAGCAUUCAUUAGACAAUUUGCAACACUCGAUGAAGCUCAAAAGGAGGAAAUGAAACGUGAAAAACGUCGUAUUCAAGAGCAAUUGCGACGCAUCAAGAGAAAUCAGGAAAAAGUGAAUAUGUUACAGCAACAACAAAGCCAAAAUCUUUUGACACAAGGUGUAUCACAACCAUUGGGCGAAUCGCCGACAAAUCCAUCAAAACUUGGCACAUCUUUGUCCAAAGAUACAACCGCUGGAAAAGAAAUAAGCCCAUCACGCCGAAAAAUCAAGCUGAAACCUGAUCUCAAAUUAAAAUGUGGCGCAUGCGGUCAAGUGGGUCAUAUGCGUACGAACAAAGCGUGUCCAUUGUACACCGGAACCGUUCCACAACCAUCAUUGAUGGUUGCCUUAACGGAAGAACAAGAAGAAGACUAUGAACGUGAACUUAUGAAUGAUGAUGACGAAGAUUUGGUCAAUGUGGAUGGAACAAAAGUGAAAUUGAGUGGAAAAUUGUUGAAACGACACGAAGACGUUAAGCGUCGGGCAUUGCUGCUAAAAGUACCAAAAGAAGCGGUUAAUAAAGGUAAACGACGACGCACCGGAACCGAUCAACAUUGUGAUUAUUUGCGACAUAAUAAAACGGCAAAACGAAUUCGAACCGAUCCGGUCAUUGUGAUGGCAUCCAUCCUCUUGCAAAUUCUCAAUGAGCUCAGAGAUUUACCAGACGCUCAGCUUUUUAUCAAACCGGUUACCUCAAAGGAAGCACCAGAUUACUUCAAAGUUGUUCAACGUCCAAUGGAUUUACAACAAAUUCGUGAAAAUCUUCGAAAGAAUAAAUAUCAAAGUAGAGAGGACUUUUUGGCCGAUGUUAAUCAAAUUGUUGAGAAUAGUAGCUUGUAUAAUGGUCCAAAAAGUCCACUUACUGCUGCCGCACAGAGAAUGCUACAGAAAUGCGUUGAAUGUUUGGCCGAAAAGGAAGAGCGACUAAUGCGGUUGGAGAAAGCGAUCAAUCCAUUAUUGGAUGAUAAUGAUCAAGUGGCAUUAUCAUUCAUAUUCGAAAAAUUACUAAACGAAAAACUAAAAAAUAUGCGAGAAAGUAACGUAUUUAAGAAACCAGUCAAUCGGAAACAAUUUAAAGACUACUAUUCGGUUAUUAAGAAACCAAUGGAUUUAGAAACCAUAUCGACGAAAGUUGCAGCGCAUAAAUAUCAUUCGCGGGCUGAAUUCAUAUCCGACAUUGUUUUGAUUGCUAACAAUUGUGAACAAUAUAAUGGUGCUGAUUCGGAGCUCACAAAAGAUGCCCGAGUUCUGGUUGAUGCCACUAAGAAAUCAUUGGACGAGUUUGCCGAUCAUUGCGCACAAUUGGAGAAAAAUAUCGCCAUCGUUCAAGAGAGAGCUAAAAUGGAAGCUGAAAUUGAUGAAUCAUGGCCUGAAGAUGAUAAUGAUAAUCGAAAUAUGAGUCGUGCCAGUUCACCAGAAAAUGACUUUGUUGAUGUUGAAUCAACUGAUAAUCGGCCACAAUCUUCGGCAUCCGCAAAUUCACAAAAACCAUCUACUUCAUCUGGGAUGCCAGUUACACCAGAAGCCAAACGUAAUCGUGGUCGUCCACGCAAAUUGAAAGAGACACCCGAUGGAAAAGGAUGGAAGAAACGUGGACGAGGAAGACCACGUAAAAAUAGUAUGACAUCAGAUUUAAGCAACACACAAAAUUCAUAUUUGGAAGAAGAUUUACAAUUUUCGUCGGACGAUGGUGAAUUCGAAGAAGUGAUUGGUGAAAAUGAAAUCGUUGCUGCCACUUUGGGCCAGGGCGAAGCAUUGGCCAGAAGCUCACAGCCUGUCAACUAUGCUCCAGAAGACAGUAAACAAGCAGCCGAAGCAAUGGUACAAUUAAGUGGAGUUGGUUAUUACAAUCAACAAGACGAAUCAAUGGAUCUGGAUAAUUAUGAUCCAUCCGACUUUCUACAGAUGUCAAGCAAAAAAGAUACUUCCGUUAAAAUUGACUAUACGAACAUCAAGCAAGAGCCACAAUCACAAUCACAAGUCUAUGAACAAGAAAAUGAAUCGUUUAGUAUGUCGGAAAUGUUGCUGUACGAAAAGCAUACAACAAAAGUGGAACAGUCCGAAUCAUCGGAGAUGACAGUUCAAUCACAGGGAAUUGAUUUUUCAUCCCAAGAGACUUAUUCGCAGGAAAUGACAUCGCCACAGCAAAGCACGACUCAAAGCGAUAGACUGCAGCCCAUGGACGAUGUUGGUAUUCACGAUGAUUUAGCCAUUUCAGACAGUGACGAAGAGCCGCAACCCGCAGAAACAGCAAGAAAUCACUCUGAAAAUGCCAAUGAUGAUACUGACCUUUGGUUUUGAUUGAAAUAUCGACAAAUUAAAUGUUUUUUUUUUUUAAAUAAAAGAUAUGGAAGAAUA
This is a messenger RNA of Contarinia nasturtii (swede midge), 6182 nucleotides long. It is a transcript of the gene Taf1, whose product is annotated as transcription initiation factor TFIID subunit 1. Gene Ontology annotation, cellular component: transcription factor TFIID complex. The record is from RefSeq and is a predicted model, not a curated record. Gene Ontology annotation, molecular function: histone acetyltransferase activity; RNA polymerase II general transcription initiation factor activity; TBP-class protein binding. The transcript has 19 exons. Gene Ontology annotation, biological process: RNA polymerase II preinitiation complex assembly; transcription by RNA polymerase II; DNA-templated transcription initiation. The coding region runs from base 117 to 6125 and encodes 2002 amino acids. Lineage: Eukaryota; Metazoa; Arthropoda; Insecta; Diptera; Cecidomyiidae.